Messenger RNA from Exophiala mesophila, 1220 nucleotides. RefSeq lists its product as uncharacterized. The transcript has a single exon. NCBI's taxonomy places the organism in Eukaryota, Fungi, Ascomycota, Eurotiomycetes, Chaetothyriales, Herpotrichiellaceae. The record is from RefSeq and is a predicted model, not a curated record. The coding region runs from base 141 to 743 and encodes 200 amino acids.
CCCCAUCUUACAUAGCCACCACCAAGAGUUUCCUCCCCACUACAUACUGGAUAUUUGAAAUAUUAAUAGUAGAGUACUAUUAGUACUACUACUAGUUGACAUUGAAACAAAUACUUUAACAGCAGCGUGCCCAUCGUAUCAUGGCUGCUGUUGUUACUGUUACUUCCACCACUACUACAACCCAUACAAACAAUACCAACACCACCACUAAAACCAUGUCACCAAGAUCAAGUCCCAUCCCCUCUCCCCCUCUCAACCCUAGUCCCGCCAUCACCGCCUACAAAGUCUACAGCCUCGGCUCCGCCAAACUCGACCGCGAAGCCCGACGUCAAACCCCCGAUCUUGGUCGUUUAGUCGCCCACGCCAACAUCAUCGACAAUGUCCGACGCUGGAGUCGCACCGUCGCCAUUCCUACUGAAAACGUCGUUGUCGAAGUCGAUCCUUUCGACGACUCUAAUUCAUCAGAUGAAGACCUCGAGGAUGAUGCCGAGGUUGGAACAGUGGCAGUGUUUGAUUUCAGCCCGGACGAGGACGAAGACGACGUCACCACGAAGGAAUUCGUCGAGAAUAUCGUUUUGGAAGAACCGAAACCGAAUCAAGUAGUGGCGAGUACGGCACCGAGACGAAGACCUCCUCCUCCUCCACCGACGACUUCGACCUAUGAUAUCAAAGAUCAUUCGUGGAGACAAGCGAGGCCGGUCAUGAUUCGAGAAACGGCGAUUGAAGUUGAUGAGGAUGAUUGAUUAAUUGAUUGGUCGGCAUGGGGUUUUCAUGAUGAAGUUUUUUUCUACCUUUUGGUCAAGCGAUUCAGCGGCAUCAAACCAUUACAGCACGCACGUUUUUAUAUCCAUCCAUUCCCUGGCGACGACCCGAAGAAACCACAACCAAAACCAAAACCCAACUACCUCGACAUUCUACGUUUUGAUCUACUCAAGUGCUGAAAGAUCACCACAAACCUUACCCUACCUCCCGCAUGCCUACAAAUUAUGAAGACUCGAUCUGGAGCGAGGAGGGGACGAGGAGAGAAGAAGGACGGUGAGGAGGAUUGUUCACUGGCGGACAGAGAAUGCUAACCAACCGGGAUGGAACUCGACGAUUGAAAAGCCAUCACCUAGGUACCUAGGGACUUAUUGUACAACAUUACUACGACAUAGUGUAUUACUAUACUUGCAUGAAUGCAUGAAUGAAUGUCUACGAAGCUAUAAGCAUACAGUUCUUUA